GGUUCGGCGGACCGUCAGGACUCAGGGGCCACUGAGGAGAAGGAGAAGAAUGCCCAAGUCCAGCUGGAUAAGGCCAAGUUUAAGCCUGUUGCUUUCGCCGUGCGCACAAACUUCACCUACACUCCUGCAGAUGAUGACAACGUCCCCAUACCAGGACACGGGGUUUCUUUUGAGGCUAAAGACUUCCUACAUAUCAAAGAGAAAUUUAACAAUGACUGGUGGAUUGGACGGCCUGUAAAGGAAGGGGGAGAGGUUGGUUUUAUCCCCAGCCCAGUCAACCUAGAGACGAUUCUGAUCAGAAGAGAGGUGCAGGCUAGGAAGGCCGCCAAAGCGCUGGCCAAUAAAGCGGCUAAUGCUUCCAAAGAUGAUAUGAAUGCAAAGAAAGCAGCUCCGCCACAAACAGUUCAGCAAGUAAAGAAGAAAUCGGGAGAGCAACUGGCUGCGUAUGAUGUUGUGCCUUCCAUGCGUCCUGUGGUGCUCAUGGGGCCUUCGCUCAAGGGCUAUGAGGUUACAGACAUGAUGCAAAAAGCUCUCUUUGAUUUUUUAAAACACAGAUUUGAAGGAAGAAUUACUAUCACCCGGGUGACGGCAGAUAUUGCACUUGCCAAUCGAUCGAUCCUCAACAACCCCAGCAAGCACGCCAUAAUGGAUCGCUCCAACACUCGCUCCAGUUUAGCCCAAAUCCAAGGAGAGGUUGAGAGGAUUUUUGAGUUAGCACGCAGUCUACAGCUUGUGGUUCUGGAUGCUGACACCAUUAACCAUCCUCUCCAGCUAAGCAAGACCUCCUUGGCCCCGAUCCUGGUGUAUGUCAAGAUUUCAUCACCCAAGGUUCUGACAAGAUUGAUAAAGACCAGGGGCAAAUCUCAGACUAAACAUUUGAAUGUCCAGAUGGUGGCCGCAGACAAACUGGCCCAGUGUCCAAAUGAGCUGUUUGAUGUCAUCUUGGAUGAGAACCAGCUGUCAGAUGCCUGUGAACACAUCGCUGAUUAUCUGGAGGCCUACUGGAGAGCCACACACCCUCCUGAAAUGGAGCCUCCCAACCCCAUGCUGGAGAAACUGGCAGAAAACACACUCCCCACCAGCCCCACACCUGCUAAGGAUGAACAGAAAAGCAAGAAGACGGCUGCCACUAAGAGAAAAGGAUCUCAGGAGCACCAGCAGGAGCAUUCGCCCCAGGCUCAGGAGACGAGAGAGGAGGAGGAGGAGGAAGAAGAGGAAGUGCAGGAGGAGGCAGAGGAGGAGGAAAGGCUCCUUCGUAGUGAGCCAAAGAGACACAGCCAUCAUCAUCACCACCAUCAUCACCACCACCACCGCUCCAGCACCAGCCGACCAACAGAGCCCCACAACAAACACCAGCACCACGUGCGCCACCAGCAGCCCGCUGACAUGGAGCUGCUCCCUGCUAAAGACGCUUCGUACGCGGAGUCCCGGAGCAGGCGCACGCUCCCGGUCGAGGGCGACCCGGACCAAACCGAGGUCUACCACAAUAGGACUACAACUCAAAGGGACAAUAAUCACCACCAUCACAACCAUCACCACCGACAUCACCACCACCGCCGCGGGACAACGGACGCUCUACCGGAUUAUUCUCACCACGGGCAGCAGGACUACGAGCUGGAGCACAACGAGCACAACAGGCAACAGAGACAGUCGAGCCAGCUGCGCUCGCACAAACAAUCACACCACUAUGCUCACUCGCACCACAAUCACUAUCACUACCAGGAACGGGAGCGGGACAGGGAGAGGGACAGAUGCGCAGAGACCGAGGAGUGGACUGAAGACAUGUACAUUCAUCGCUGAGAUGGACGUUGUUUUAAUGCUGCUAUGUGAAAUGCUGGCUACUGUGUACUCAGGACAACAUAGUUUCUGUUUCUUUAUCCGUUCUGCUGCAUUAUUUACCUUCUCUGGUCAUCUAAUUUCCUUGAUUUUGAGUUUUCAUUCAUAUAAUUCUGUGUUCCUCUGCCUUUAUAUUUGUCUUUUGGUAUCAGGGCCACGACUACUGCAUUUUUAAAUGAUUUCAGCACAUUGGUCCUUCCAAUCCUGAGUAUGUGGUUACAUCUUUGCUUGUUACUCUUCCUGUUUCAUAAAAUGUACAUAUGCAAACUGGUCAUGUCUUUUACUGCUAUGCUCUUACCCUUCUUUAUUUAAAGCCCCUAGGAAAGAAAACUGAAUUUUUUGUUUUCUGAAUUUUUUUUUUUUUUUUUUUUUUUUUGUGGAACAUGCUGCUACUCUAGUGGUAGAUAUGGAAAUAUUAAGAAUAUAAUAAGGGACUAGCCACUUCUGAUAUAUUACUUAUGGAUUCACAGGGUGCUGCUAUUGGCUGCAUGAAAUUUAGGCAAAAGAUCUCUUUGGUGAUUGUCUUGGGCUUUUCACUUCAAGGAUUGGAAGGUCUGUCUAGUAAUGACUGUCUAGUCAUUUUUGAUACAUUUUAUCCACCUUAUUUUUAACAUAAGAGUGCUGCCAUUUGUAAUUGAAAUGUGCAAGGCUUCCGGUGUCAUUCGCUUCCAGUUAUUUUUGCUUUACAAAAACAAUCCGUUAUGCUGCUUGAUAUUGCAAACUGGUAUGCGCUGAUUUGUAUUACAAUGAAAUUUUAGUUUAAAAUAAUUUUAUUAGCUAAUUAUUAGUUAUUUACCCAUCUCACCUAAUGAAUCGGAAGUCUCGCACAUUCAUAUAAAAAUGCUAAAAAAUAGGGUGGAUAUUUUGGAUGUUAAAAUAUUUUCUCUUAUGCUAGUUUAAAAUACAGAAAAAAAACCCCAAGAAAUUUGUAGGUUGAAAAAUAUAAACACUGUGGCUCUGUGGCACAACACAAAAAAUUAUUUAACAUCUCAACUACGGUUGCCAGGUUUUCACAACAAAACCCAUCUGAUUGCUACUCCAAACUAGCCCAACUGCGUUUCUGUAAAAAUCGUGUUCUGGGGGGUAAAAUAAAGCAAUAAGCCCCAAGAAUUUUUUAACAAAUAAGGUCGUUGUUAUAUAUGAUGCGAAGCGGAGUGUCUAAAACCCCCUUAUAAAUUUACUGUAAACCAUGGCUUCACAGGGAUUAUUGCUUUUAUAAAACGGUUAUUCCAUAUAGGUAGAAAGGUUUCACAAAAUAAAACAGCGGUUGUGGUUGCAACAAAGUGGUUGCCGAGCAACCACAAAACAAAGGCGUGUGUUUGUAGAGUAAUUUACAACAGCUUCGAAGGCAGCUCAACCAGUCAGAAUUAAGGACUGGAACUAUCCGUUUUAUAAUACACAUAGCCCAAUUCUGUGGGAAAACCACAGAUUUGGCAACACUGAUCUCUACCAGCCUGACAGCAACCGUGGCUCAAUUAGUGACGUAGGUUUGGGGGCAGGACUAUGUAUUUUUGAGACCAAUGGCAGAUGGGGGGAGUCUUUAAGGCGCCUGUCUGAAAAGCAGCACUGUGAAGAAUGAUCCAUGUAUGACAUCAAAGUACCGCAAGAGCGAUUCGAAAGCAUACAGAUCCGUCUGCCGUCUUAUCACUCCCGCAGUAUUUUGAUGUCAUACAGCUUCAAUUCGAGCACACCUGUUAUGCCGUAUAAUUCCAAUUGGUGACACUACUAAGCGGUUGCAAACUCAGUUUUAAAGUCAGUGACACAUCUCAGAGGGACACAGAAUAUUUAGUGAAAGCAGAGUUUGUAUUUUCAUACUUCAAUUUCACGUUGGCUUUAAUGUAUACAUAUUUCAGUGUUUAGUUUGGCCUGGUUUUGUAGCUUGUCUGUCACAAAAAUCAAUUCAGAUUUUGUUCAGUAAAUUUCCAUACAUCAAAAGAUUUCAACCAUGUCAAUACAAAGACCUUAGCUAUAAAAAAACAUAGUCAUGUAAAACCAACUCUGGAGCCAUACUAUGUUAUUUGCUCGUGCAAAAUUAUUUCAGAUGGACACUUUUAAUGUUUAUGAACAUGGUUUCAUUCUGUUCCAUAUUUAGAAUAUAUACAAUGUGAUCAUUUUUAGCCAAUCAGCUGCAUGUAUAUAUGAUUUUCAAAAUGUUUGUUUAAAUAUAUACAGUAUAUAUCGAAUGGAUAUUUUUUUCCUUAAUUGUUACUUUCAUCUUCGUUAAGUAAAAGGCACACUCAAAUGUCCUGAGAUAAAUAAGUACAAUGAUUCAGAAAACACCAAUUUUAUUACAACAGCAUGGUCAAA
Molecule: messenger RNA, 4143 nt
Organism: Labeo rohita (rohu)
Lineage: Eukaryota; Metazoa; Chordata; Actinopteri; Cypriniformes; Cyprinidae
Gene: cacnb2b
Product: calcium channel, voltage-dependent, beta 2b
Exons: 12
Biological process (GO): neuromuscular junction development; regulation of voltage-gated calcium channel activity; calcium ion transmembrane transport
Cellular component (GO): voltage-gated calcium channel complex
Molecular function (GO): protein binding; high voltage-gated calcium channel activity
Source: RefSeq, a predicted model, not a curated record